Molecule: messenger RNA, 426 nt
Organism: Vicia faba (fava bean)
Lineage: Eukaryota; Viridiplantae; Streptophyta; Magnoliopsida; Fabales; Fabaceae
Source: the annotation of a GenBank genome assembly
AUGUGCUUUCCUCUAACUUCGCUGAAACCGGCGUUAACGAGUGAAGAGAUGCUUAUAACAGACACGACGGUGACGAAACGAGAAGGUGGGGGUGGGAAAAGGAAGUUAAAAAAUGUAGAUACUGCCAUGCUGUUUUGGUGGCACUGUGCUUUGGAUCUGUGGGUGGUUUUAGAGAGGAAUGGGGAUUUGAGGAGGUUUUGUAACAGCAAAAUGGAUAACAAAUAUUUUUGGACAGCAAGGGUGUUUUGGACAGAAAAGGUGUUUUUUUAUUUUGUAACAGCAAAUGGACAACAUGUUUUUGGGACAGCAAGUUCUAUACUAGUUUUUGGGACAGCAAGCGAUAAAUCGGCUGUUUGGAGAAUUGUUAACCAACAAAAAUACAACAAAAUUGGGCUUGAAGAUGGGUUGCAAAGUGGAGUGCAUUAG